Messenger RNA from Sclerotinia sclerotiorum 1980 UF-70, 564 nucleotides. RefSeq lists its product as hypothetical. Gene Ontology annotation, cellular component: membrane. Gene Ontology annotation, molecular function: signaling receptor activity. The transcript has 3 exons. NCBI's taxonomy places the organism in Eukaryota, Fungi, Ascomycota, Leotiomycetes, Helotiales, Sclerotiniaceae. The coding region runs from base 1 to 564 and encodes 187 amino acids. The record is from RefSeq and is a predicted model, not a curated record.
AUGUCAAGUACGGCAUUAGUUUUUCUCCUUCUACCAGCUUUCCAAGGUCAUCAAUGGCGUUCUUUUCGUACAACGGCUUUUUGCGCAACAGGUCUUUCGAUUCUCAUUCCUUUCAUUCAUGCAAUUGUACAAUUUGGAUGGAAGAAAGCGAUCAAUCAAUCGGGUAUGCCAUAUUAUUUUGCGGAAGCUUUAUUGCUGUUGAUUGGAGUUAUUUGUUUUGCUAAACGAUUCCCCGAAUCGUACAUACCAGGCCAUUUUGAUCUCUUAGGUAAUUCACAUCAGAUAUUUCAUCUCUUGGUUGUUUUUGCGCUGGUAUUGCAUUUGGUGGGUCUUUUGAGGGCGUUUGAUUAUAAUUAUAAGAGGGGGGAUUGUAGGGGUUUUGGGUUGGAGGAGGGUAUGGAUAUUGGAUAUUGGGUUCCGGAUUUGGAACUGGGAAUGGGAAUGGGAAUGGGAAUGGGAAUGGGAAUGGGAAUGGGAAUGGGAAUGGGAAUGGGAAUGGGAAUAGGAAUAAGGAGGAAAGAAAUUAAUAGGAUACGGGAUACUGGGCAGCUAGCUAUAGGUUGA